Molecule: messenger RNA, 3133 nt
Organism: Paramacrobiotus metropolitanus
Lineage: Eukaryota; Metazoa; Tardigrada; Eutardigrada; Parachela; Macrobiotidae
Product: SEC23-interacting protein-like
Exons: 15
Coding region: 511-2805 (764 amino acids)
Molecular function (GO): metal ion binding
Source: RefSeq, a predicted model, not a curated record
UGUAAACGCAAUACUUUACUACAACUGUAGUACCCUUUUGAUCCUAUCAAAGCACAACUCAAGCUGCAGUUUGUAAUUGAAUUCCCAUGUGCAGCGAUCGCACCUGUGUGCACUGAAGUUUUCGUAAACUCAAGGUCGAGUUUUUUUCAGUCGCGUUACUGCUUGUGUGUAGUCGAUAAUUUUAACCCGUUAAUUAGGAUUUUUGGUAAAAGUAAACAAUGCUGUUGUAACUGUUAGUAACGUGUGGUAUGCUUUACGCUUAUCUCCCGAAUGAAAUAUGGCUGAAAAACAACAACAUCUGGCUUUAUGGACGGCAUUGUCGAAAUACGUACAACAGUAUUAACAAUUCGUUAGAACAAAGAUUUUUCUAAAGUCCACGAUAACUCAUCAUCAUCUGUAAGUGAAUGACUCGAUAGUCGAACCAAAUAAAUUUCCUCCAUCGAACACGACCAAUUAACAUACAGUAAGUAGCUGGGUGGAACUUUCCGACUCACUUCAGCAAAAUCGGCAAUGGAUUCCGUCCCCGAAUCACCACCACCUAUCCCGGAAUCAGUUGAGGCUUACUGGAAGCACAGUGAACAACGAAACUCACCUCGUCCCCGCUUGACACGUCGAAGUUCAUCCAUGAUGGAUCUCAUGAAAUACAGUAUGGCCUUGUCCACCGAAGCACCGUAUCCCGUUUUUCGCAAUCUCGAUGACUCCAGUCUAUCAUCGGCCCCGUCAGGACAAUGCACAUGUUCAUCAAAUUCGCGAAAAAGAAGAACUGAAAGCGAACCAGCAGAACAGUUUCGGUCGCGCGUAAGCACCUGGAGCAACAGCGACUUCAUGGAGCACAGUCAGGACCAUGUGGACGGACUCUUAUCCCGUCCAGCUGUUUUGCCCUAUACACCCGUCAAGAGUCAUUGGUUUUUCUGUCGCAAGGAGAAUCACAAAGAUGGUUGGGUGCCGUUCACAAUGUAUGACAGUGGCCGUCUGGAAGAAGCGCACCACAAACAUAAGCGCGGCGAAGGUGAUGUGGAAAUGGUGCCUACACAGGGGGGACGCUAUGAUGUUAGCUUGAAGGAGAAGCGUCUCUUUGCCGUUUACUGGGAUGAAGAAGCUUAUCCUGUCCGUCGAGGCACAUGGUUUUGGAAAGCAGCUGGAGAAGCAUGGGUGCCUUACGAAGAACCUGUUGCUGAAAAAUUGGAGGGUGAAUACAAGCUGAUUUGCCGAACAGGAGAAUGGCAAAAGCGGAUUGAUUUACCUGGUGGAGAAACAAUUGUCUUACAUUCCGAGACAACAAUGAUACAUUAUGACUCCACCAAGACUUGGGCGGAUAUGGCUGAAACAUUAUACAAAAAUCAAAAGAUUGUCAAACGUGGUUGGGAAGGAAUCUGUGUUCCGGAUGAAGGAGAAUGGGAGCCAAUUGACCAUCUUGUCUUCGUUUCCCAUGGAAUUGGUUCAUAUUGCGACUUAAAAUGGCGCACACUGAAUCAGUGUGUCGAUGCGUACAGACUCAUGGCCAGAAAUUUAAUCGCUGAGCAUUUUAAUUUCGCUGGCAAGAAAGGAAAGAGUUUCCGUGUGGAAUUUAUCCCUAUUAAUUGGCACGGUAUUCUGCACAGCGAUAAUGCAGAACUCGAAAACCGAAUAAAACGAAUUACUUUGCCAAGUAUACCGAUCGUGCGAUAUUUCGCCAAUGAUUAUGUGCUGGACAUCCUGUUUUAUGCUAGUCCGAUGUAUUGCAGGCUCAUUGCAGAUCAUGUGGGCGAUGACAUGAAUCGCCUGUAUAACCUGUUUCUCGAUAGAAAUCCUGGAUACAAAGGGAGCGUUUCCAUCGUCGGCCAUAGCUUAGGCUCGAUCGUGCUGUUCGAUAUGCUAUCGCACCAGCCUGAUCCAAAUCCACCAUCCAGGCAAAAGGAAAACCCGAUGGAUACCGACUUCUCCACUGUACAAAGGGAAAUAACGCUGACGGAAUCAUUAGUCGGUGAUAUGGAGCCACGGACAAGUCGGCCACUGGUUGAACGUCAUGAAUCCCGAGUUUCGGCACCAUACACAGUUCCUGCUUUCUCCGGCGCUGGCUAUCCGUCCGUUCAAUACCCACGACUGCAGUUUCACCCUUCAUGCUUCUUUGCUAUCGGAUCUCCCGUGGGGAUGUUUUUGGCUGUGCGGGGCGUGACCAAGAUUGGAGAGGAUUACUGUCUACCAACCUGUCCGCGUUUUUUAAAUAUUUUCCAUCCGAAUGAUCCUGUGGCUUAUCGUAUUGAGCCGCUGAUUAUUCCUGAAGCUUGCCAAGUCACGCCUUCUGUGAUCGAACACCAUAAAGGUCGCAAGCGAAUGCAUCUCGAGGUGCAGAAAAAUAUUGCUACGGCGGCUUCCACAAUUAAAUCCAGUCUACUGGACCCCUUCAAACUGCUGUCCAACUUAGCCACAAGUGCCUCUAAUUUCAUUGGAAAAAGGCGCGCCGAAUCUCGUGACCGGGAACAGGAAGGUGUGAAUGUCACAUCUCCAUCAGAGGAACGAUUAGAGCGACCGAAAAAUACUCUGGGGCCAGCUGCACCCGUACCAUCGAGGCGAUCAGUCAAUGGAGAAGCACCAAAGAUCACUAAAUUUGGAUCCCUAAAUGGUGGAAACCGCGUGGACUAUGUGCUACAGGAAGCACCUCUGGAAAGUUUGAACCAGUACCUGUUUGCCCUUAACAGCCAUGCGGUUUACUGGGAUUCUGAGGACACUCUGCUCUUGAUGCUGCGUACAAUGAUUGAUAUUGAGAAAGAUAAUCUGACGCUUUCGCCAGAAUCCAGUGAAGAAGAAGAGCAUCAGUAUAUCUAGGACCGGAGUUCUGUGAACCGGUGAUCGAAAGUGAUUAAUUAAAAAUGCUCAUCCGUUUCUGCCUUUAUUUGGGUUUUUUCCUAACUUCCGUUUCGAAGGGGACGGUUGCCUUAUUUUCGUUGAGAUUUAUUAUAUGAUGUGCUCAUAAUUUGUUGGCCAGUUUGUAAAGUAAAAAUUGUUUUCCUGUGCUUUUACGCAGUACGGACCCACAGUUCAGCACUUUCAUCUGUUCUUUGUAACUUUUUCUGGUGUUUGCGAAUCUGGAAACUGUUUUAUCAAAGGGUUCGGGAAUUAAAUGCAGAAGUAUUCCAAAUAACGAAAGUUACUG